This is a messenger RNA of Geodia barretti, 348 nucleotides long. Lineage: Eukaryota; Metazoa; Porifera; Demospongiae; Tetractinellida; Geodiidae. The record is from the annotation of a GenBank genome assembly.
AUGUACGACUCGGGUCACGAUGCCUGGGGCCCCGAGUUGAUCGCCAACCGCCCCGAAAUCACGAUGGAAGUCAUCGAUCAAUACCUGCACAACCUCUACCGUGUGCAACCUGACUUCGUGUAUUGCGUGACCCGGGAUUUCGCGCGCCAGUGUCAGACCCCGAUACUGGUCAUGCCCGACGAUACCCCAUCGCACUCCCUGGAGGCCGCCAUGGAAAUGGUAGCGCUGGCGCCCAAUGCCCGGGUGACGGCGUGGCCGUGGAAGGAAGAUGAGGCCCUGAAGGCUCUGACCAUCAACCAGGCGCGCGAGUUCCUCAAGGCGCACCAGCCGGCGACGGCGGCGCGCUAG